UGCAGCGGUAGACAACAUAAACAGGCUGACUAGCAAGAGAAAGCAUGUCUCACCAAGUCAUUGGUAUAGAUCUUUUAACACAUGUUUUAGUUUAAAUAAAUCGCGAUUAUUUAAUAUUAAUCAUCAUCUUUAUUUUAUUGUGUAAAUUUUUAGUUAAUUUAACUAUACUCUUUUUAAUCUUAAAUCUGUACAAACAAUUUACAUAAAAAAGGUCUUGUCUCAUAUAUUGAUCCAUUUAUCAUCGUGUAAUUUGGUGGAUUUUCAAAAUGGAAGUGUCUCCUAUUAAAGCCGAAGUUAUUGAUAAUAUUAAGGUUGAAGAUAAUGUGAUUGGAGAUAAAGCUGGCGCAGCUGAAACAUCAAUUGGUGGUAAACAUAAGCUAGCUGAAGAGUCUUUAAAAUUCAGUGUUGGUGAAAUUAAAACUGAAGAUGACGAAAAUGGCAGCAGUUCAAAUAAAAAGAUCAAAUCUGAAGUUGAUUAUGAUGAUGUUAAGGAUGAUGAAGAGUUGGAAGAAAAGAAACCAGAAGACGAUCCCUAUGCUUACAUAAAGCUUGGUCAUUUUACCUGUGAAAUCUACAAAAUGGAACUUGGUAACCUACCUAGGUUUAUUAGCUAUACUUGCUUGAAGAAAUUGAUUGAGAAAAAUUGUAAAGUCAAGCCUCAUAAAAUUAAGGUGAUUAAGGAAGGAAACAAGCCAUACUCUUUCAUUUCUUUCAAAUCAGCUGAUGAUAGGGACAAAGCAAUUGGAAUCAUGAAUGGUCUUACGUGGAAGAAGCAAAAGCUUUAUGCUAAAAGAGCAAACCCUGCUAAAGAUCCUUUGAUUAAAAGAAGGUUGGAAGAAGAUUUGUCUACUGAGCCUGAAAUUGGCUUAGAAAAUAUAGCUGAUGCCGGAGAUCGAUUAAACGACAAAAUUUGUCCACUUUGGAGAACCCCUUACGAUGAACAGUUGAAGAUUAAAGCUGAAAAUUAUUUAGCAUUUUUAAUUUCUUUGAGAAAAGACAUUAUUCAUCUUACUGAAAGUCCCGGUGACACUCAAUUUAAUACAAUAAAAUGGGCCAAUGAAAUAGGUGAACAAAACAAUGGAUCUAUUUGUCCCAUUGAAGAGAUUAAGCCUUCACCGGUCACUUCAGGCUACAGGAACAAGUGUGAAUUCAGUAUUGGACCUGGUAAAAUUGUUGGUUUUCGUCUUGGACUGUAUAAAGAAGGUUCAUUAUCGGUGAUUACUCCACCAGAAAAUUGUCCCAUCGUUUCUUCCAAAAUUCGUAACAUUGUACUGCUUUUCCAAGAUUAUCUUCAAACUAGAGAUUUUGAUGCUUUCAAUAAUGUUACCCAUGAAGGUGUUUGGCGGCAACUUACUGUUCGUGCAACUGAUCUUGGGGCUAUGUUAAUCAUUGCUGUCCACCCUCAAAAUAUGUCAAAAGAUCGAUUGGAGGAAGAAAAGAAAGCAAUCGUAGAUUACUUUACUAAGAACCAAGACAAAUGCACAGUCACCAGUUUAUUUUUUCACCCCUUUGUUACACGAGAUAAAACUAUCCAUGAUUCAUCAGAAUUACAAUUGAUUGACGGUGAACCUUUUAUUCUUGAAUCAAUGAGGAACGGUUCUUUAACCAUGAAAAUUAGUCCUUUUGCAUUCUUCCAAACCAAUACAAAAGCUGCUGAAGUUUGUUAUCAAACCAUCGAGGAGCUUGCUUCACUUAAUGAGUCAUCUGUUGUUUUAGACAUAUGUUGUGGAACUGGAUCUAUUGGAAUCUAUUUGGCCGGUAAAGUUAAACACGUAAUUGGAUUAGAGUUAAAUCAUGAUGCACUCAAAGACGCUCGUUACAAUGUUGAGAUCAAUAAAAUAACAAACAUUGAAUUUGUAGAAGGUAAAGCAGAGGAUGUGCUUGAUUCUGUCUUACAGCGAGCUUUCGAAAAAUUUGGAAAUGACAUUGAUCUCACCGCUAUUAUCGAUCCUCCUCGGCCUGGUCUACAUCCUUCCGUAAUUAAAACUAUUCGUUCAACAGCAAAUAUCAAAAAGCUGAUUUAUGUUUCAUGUGAACCUAAAUUGGCUCGAAAAAAUUUAAUCGACCUUAGCCGUCCAAAAUCAAAUUCAUAUAAAGGAAUUCCGUUUGUUCCGACUCGAGCCAUCCCCAUCGACAUGUUUCCUCAUACUACUCAUUGUGAAUUGCUUUUAUUGUAUCAAAGGAUGGAUACUCUUGAUCUUAAUAAAUGUUCUUGAAUUUUUUAUUCCAAUAUUCAGAGCAAUUAAAAAAAUUUCAAAUUA
Messenger RNA from Tetranychus urticae (two-spotted spider mite), 2261 nucleotides. Its product is annotated as tRNA (uracil-5-)-methyltransferase homolog A. The record is from RefSeq and is a predicted model, not a curated record. NCBI's taxonomy places the organism in Eukaryota, Metazoa, Arthropoda, Arachnida, Trombidiformes, Tetranychidae. Gene Ontology annotation, biological process: RNA processing. Gene Ontology annotation, molecular function: RNA binding; RNA methyltransferase activity.